Messenger RNA from Acanthoscelides obtectus, 4252 nucleotides. The record is from the annotation of a GenBank genome assembly. Lineage: Eukaryota; Metazoa; Arthropoda; Insecta; Coleoptera; Chrysomelidae.
UGUGUGUAGGCGGUACUAUAUUUGUGGCGACGUGUGUCUUACAUAAAACUCUACUGUGGCUACUGCUGAAAAUUGUGGCGACUUGCACACGUCGCCACAGACAUUUUAUGAAAUUAUUCGCUACUGGCUCAUUUCAACCAAUGAAAUCGCUAGUUGACGAACGUCUGCCUGCCAGUCAAUUGUGAUCCUCAAGCAUUCUUACCGUUGGAUCAAUUAUUCUGCGCAAAAACCUGAAAAGUGUGUAAGUCGCCACAAUUCGGUUUCAUGAACAGUGCUCAUACACACAAGAUUGUGGAGACCAUUUAUUUUGCGACACGAGCGCCUCUUACUGAAACAAUUUGGAAUGAUUUCACUGUUGCAGUUGUGUUUAAUUUCUCAUUUAAUAGGAGAGAACACGUGUUAUUAGUUCUGUGCGUGUUAUGAUUUAUUAUAACUUGUGGCAACCUCAGGUAAGUUGAGCUAUAUAUUAUUUAUUUUCCAAGUAGUCAGGUAUAUCUUGAUACAUUUGUACAAAUUAAUUAACCACAUCAUAUGUGGUAGGAAAAUAAUAGUGAUUGUAUAUCUUGCAAAUGGAGGUUAGGUCAGACGCGGUAAAAUGCCUUCUGUUAAAAGUCAUAACGGUUUUACCAAAUUAACCAUAUUUUUUGUCUCUAAUACGUAUUUAUAGAGAGAGAGAGAGCUCAUUGUGAUGGUUUCAUCAUGUACAAAUUUCCAAAAUGUAAUACCCGAAUGAUGAUUCAUACAAAAGAUCAUAUGUCUGCAGGUAGGGAUGGUUUUCAACACCAAUAGUUUAUUGGUUUUGGACACAGAAUAACGUUCAGUGAAGACGAAAAUUUUGAGAAUCACUUAAUGAUUUUCAUGUGCAUUUCGGAAAAUGGAUUAUUGAAUGUGUAUUUUGUAGUGAUGAAAGAACAGGAUGGUAUACACAAUUUUUCCACUUUUAAAUACCAUUCAAAGGAACAGACUAUACGCUCUAUCUCGCGCGUCCGCAUCCACAUACAGCCUAUCUCGCUCGCACUUACGGGAAUGAGAUUUUCGAAAUUUUCCACAAGACGAAACCUUCACAAUGGUCUGGCUCCCUAAUGUCACCUUUUUACGAAAUUACAACGGUUUUGUCAAAGAAAGUUGACUUAAUACUAAUGCAUCUUCAACAUGGGCUGGCAUCACCUCAACACAAUACAAUACAGUGAUAUUUUAUUAAAUUUUCAAAUGAGUUGAAGUAUGAUAACAUUUUUUUAUCAACAACUUAAACAAAGUAAAACGCAUAAUGCAGACCGAUGUUGAUCAGCCUGCUCACCUGCCUUCGAUUUAUUUAUUAAUGCACAAGUUCACAAAAUCUGCUAAUCAAUCUGUAGUAUUGAUCUUUUGAUCAUGGAAUCUUGGUCCAAUAGUAUAAAGUGCUAGACUGGCCAUUUAUUGUUUGAAUCAAAGCGCGACACGGUCAAUACUGUCACUUAGUAGGGCGGCCAAUUUUCAGGGUUAAAAAUGUAGAUUGGGAUUAAUUGGCAAAUGAUGAUUUCGAGUUGCAAUAAAUAUUAGGUAUGAUAAUGUGCUUUGGUAUCUCAUAUCUUGUAUGGUACGGUUGCACGAUGUUUUUCAUACUGGUGUCGCUCCCAGUUUAAAGCUAAGCAUUGCAUCUUUUACAGUAUAUUCAUCUUAUUCAUGAUGUUAUCAAGAACAAAAAGGAUGGUGACCAUGGCAAGGAACCAAGAUAACCUGCCUUAUCAAGAAAAUUACUCUGUCUACUCAGAGGAUAAGACUGAAACCGAAUACCUUCCGUCCACUAAUUACGGUUCCUCCGCGGAAACACCGAUAACAACUACAAUUUACCCUGAAGUGGAUCGAAAAAGAAAUAUGUUGAAUCCAAUAUUUGACAAUCCUUCAAAGGCUGACGAAAACGAAUCGGAUGGAAAUGUCUACUGGGACCCAGCGAGGGGAUUACUGAGUAUGCCUUUAAGCCCUUUGAAAGGAAAUGAACGAGUAGAGAAUUGGCUGCAAACCCCUCAAAACGAUGCCCUUAAAUCUGUAGAAACCAGCUGUGAAGAUAAAAAAAAUACACAAUAUACUGGAAGCGUAGAAGGGGUCAAGUCAGACACUAUAUUGAACGCUGGGAAAAAAAUUGAGAUAAUACAAAAUAUUAUUUUGAACUCUGAUAAUACUCGCAAUAUAUUUUUACCUGCGGAUGAAGUCAAAACCGUGAAAGAAGGGGCACGACGUGGUGAAAGCCUUCAAAAGGGUCAGAAAGCAGAACUGACGGACAUAGAAAAGCGAACCCAUUUUGAAGACGUUAUUCCUAGACAAACAGAUUUAUCCGAGGAAGAAAUUGUAAUAAAUACCGCAGAAAAGAAGGAGGGUAAGAGGUUCAGGAAUAAAGUGCAUUCAUGUUAUUUUUGUAUGAAGCUGUUCCAGAAUGUGCCAAGACAUUUCGAAACGAUUCACUCAUCUGAAACAAUAGUUGCCAAGGUAUUGGCAAUGGAGAAGAACUCCAAAAUAAGAAAGAAUGCCUUCGCAGAGUUGAUACGGGUAGGUGACUUUAACCACAAUUGCGAGGUUUUGUCACUAAAAAGAGGAGAGUUGAUCCUAGUUCGGCGACCCACCGAGCUAGAGGCUAAGUCUCUAUCUUACAGCGAUUAUGGACCCUGUCCCAAAUGUUUGGGUUUUAUGCUAAAAAGACACCUCUGGCACCAUACCCGAAAUUGCGAGCUUCAAUGUAAUGGAGAACCAAAUGGUAGCAAAAUGGUUGUUGCAGAGAGUAAUGCAAUUCUGAACGAAAUAUUUGGUAAACAGCUUUCUAGAGAAUUUUCAUUGGAGAUCCUUGGGAAGAUGAGAGAAGACGAUGUUGGAAGAUGCUGUGUUAAUGAUUCGCUUAUAAUAAAAUUUGGCGCUCUCAUGUUUGAAAAAUACGACGUCACUCAAGGGGCUCUUAUUCGCCAAUCAAUGCGUCAACUAGGAAGGCUGUUAUUAACUUUGAAUAAGGAGAACGGGACCCAGCAGAAUCUCUCAGAGUAUAUAAUUCCCCAAAAAUUUGAUCAAAUCGUUAAAUCCACGAAAAUACUUUGUGUUACUCACACCGACAGCGUUAAGAGACCCGAGUUUGAUACACCAUCCUUAGCUCUGAAAAUUGGAUACUCUCUCAAAAAGUGUGCUGCAAUACAGAGAGGUGUUGCACUUAGAAAUGGCGAUCUUAAGAAAGAUGAAAUUGUAAAAGCGUUUUUAAACCUUCUGGAGAUGGAAUGGGCAUCACGCAUAUCUUCCAAUGCUCUUAAUACUUUGUACAGCCGAAAGAUGAACAAAACUCAACUACUACCUAUCACUGAAGAUCUGUUAAAGCUUAACACAUUCAUUAGUAACUCUAUCAAAAUGUACAAGGAACGCCUACAGACAUUUUCAGAUUCCGAAAGCUGGAAAAUGCUAGCGUAUUGCUUACUGGCAAGAAUAAUACUUUUUAAUAAGCGCAGAUCUGGGGAAGCCGCAAGAAUAACUAUAGAUAGCUACAACUCAAAACCUCAAUGGAGUGAACAAUCCACGACUGAGUUGAAAAAUUCCCUUACACCAUUUGAGGUGAAACUUGCCGAACGAUUAGCGGUAGUAGAAAUUCCUGGGAAAAGGGCCAAGAAAGUACCAGUUCUUCUUACGGAUGAGGUUAGGGUAGCGCUCGACUUGUUAAUAUCAAAAAGAACAGAUUGUGGAAUAUCUGGUAAUAACCCAUAUAUAUUUGCUUGCUCGAAGAAUUCGACUCAAUCCUUAAGGGGGCAUGAUUGUCUUUCGAAGAUGUGCAAGCUGGCUGACUUGAGAAAUCCUGAACUGAUUACAGCUACUAAGCUAAGAAAAUAUGUGGCUACCGUAUGUCAGGUAUUUAUGUUAUAAGAAAAAUGUCAUACAUUAUCUCAACCAUUUUAUGCAAAAGUCGAUUGAAUUCAUUAUAUUGCUUUUCGGACACAAUGAGCAGAUUUUACUUUCAGUUUUAGUAAUAAUGCAUUAUAGCUGAAUGCUAUUCAAACAAAUUUUACUUCCAUACUACACUAUAAAAACGAUUUUUAAAUUUUCAAAAACUACAGCACCUCUCUAACCACCCAUGUGGGAGUCCAUUGUAUUUAUGAACUGUGUGCAAUAAAUAUUGAAUCAUGUUAGAUACCUAACAUUGAUUUUGUAUUAUUGAAGUAAGGAUAAAUUUUGAUAUUGUGAGAUGAGUGGCUAAUACAAAGCUCAAUCAAUCCGGAACCAAUUUUACAUACCCGCUACCUAACUCACA